CCAUUGCACAAUCGAAUGGCAACUCAAUGUUGAUUGGAUUGCCGGUCAAUAUAUAAACCAGACUCGCCAACAUUUUGUCAUUUGAAGACUUUAGGACUAGGAGAUAUUGUGUUCAACAUGCCUAAACACAAAACAAAACCAGAGACAAGUAAAACAGAGUCGUUGAAAAAGAAAUCGAAAAUGACUUCAAAACAAAGUGAAACGACGUCCCAAUCUGGUGGUGCAACCGUUGGCGAGAUUGAAGAGAAAUACACAUUUUUCUACACCACGAAAUCGCCGUUCAGCCAGCACCAUCCUUCAAAUUUCACCGUAGACGGCGUCAACUAUGUGCAUGCAGAGCAGUACAUGAUGCACCAGAAAGCAGUAUUAUUUGGAGAUGGCCCGACAGCUGAUCAGAUUUUGCUAGAAACCGACCCUAAGGCAAUCAAGAAACUCGGACGGCAGGUGAAGGAUUUCGACGAGCAAAUCUGGAAGGAAAACAGAAGCAAAAUUGUCAAGAAGGGCAGUUAUGCUAAGUUCUCCCAAAACCCAGACUUGAAGGAACAGCUCCUGUCAACAGAGGGCAGUAUUCUGGUUGAAGCCAGCCCCAGAGAUACUAUCUGGGGGAUUGGCAUGGGGGCCAACAAUCCCAAAGCAAAGACCAAGAAAACGUGGAGGGGGUCCAAUUUGCUUGGGUACAUCCUAACCGAAGUCCGAGACCAGUUGAUACAAGAAAGCUCCACAAAGGAGGAAACAAAAUAGUUGUAUAGACUGUUUGCGUUAGCAGCCAUCUUUGAGAAAAAAAAGAACACCCCUCAAAAUGACUGAGUUGCAAAGUACCUAUUACUUACCAACAAAAGAUGUAAGGUUUGGAAAAUUUUCUUGCAUUGGCGUAUAAAUUAUUUUAGGAAUAAUUUGUUGUGGAUGAAACAAUAGACUUUAUGCGUAGCAGCCAUAUUAGAGGGCAAUGCCUUUGUUGGAUGUGAUAUGCUUG
Messenger RNA from Patiria miniata (bat star), 973 nucleotides. RefSeq names its product N-glycosidase Npun_R5314-like. Bases 118 to 741 code for a protein of 207 amino acids. The transcript has 3 exons. The record is from RefSeq and is a predicted model, not a curated record. Lineage: Eukaryota; Metazoa; Echinodermata; Asteroidea; Valvatida; Asterinidae.